Messenger RNA from Rhagoletis zephyria (snowberry fruit fly), 3077 nucleotides. It is a transcript of the gene Kr-h1, whose product is annotated as Kruppel homolog 1. The record is from RefSeq and is a predicted model, not a curated record. NCBI's taxonomy places the organism in Eukaryota, Metazoa, Arthropoda, Insecta, Diptera, Tephritidae. Gene Ontology annotation, cellular component: nucleus. Gene Ontology annotation, molecular function: DNA-binding transcription factor activity, RNA polymerase II-specific. Gene Ontology annotation, biological process: regulation of transcription by RNA polymerase II.
ACGAUGUUGUUUUCCGUCCCUGAGUAUAAAAAUAGAAAUUUACUCUCUAUAUAAAAAGUAGCUGCUGUACUUUUUGCAACGCAUUCCACAAAAUCUAUUCCAUUAAUAUAUGUAAAUUUUUUCCUCUUAUUUAUACAGAACAACCAAAAAUGGUUUAUUACCAAUCAACCCCACUGGUGAUUAAAACAGAAAAGCCUAGCCAAGCGCAGUUCUGCACUCCGCUACAAACAGUUACCACUUCUGAAACAAUGACAAACCUCGAAACGGCAAUCGUAACCCAUAAACAACAGGAACAUCAGUUGCAGCAAAGCACUACGAAUGUAUAUAACCAGUAUGGAAAUGUCGCUAUAACGCUGCAAGAACAACACGAAUCUUCACCAUUACCUCACACAAGUAUUAUACCUAGCAAUACAACACAAACCUCCACAAAGAAUCUUUCUACGAAUCAUGCAUCAAAUAUUACUUUACAUGCCAAUAUAAAAUCGGAGCCUAACGCUGGUCUAUAUGGACGCCCCAUAUCGGAAAUAUCAACAAAUUCCGAAUCCACAGCGCUAGCUUUCCAUAGUUGCAUAACAGUCGCAUCCAACGCUCAAACGGCAAUAAGCCGCAAGCUAACUGUUAAUAAGCCACAAUUCAAAUGCGAACAAUGUGGAAUGACCUUUGGUAGUAAAUCGGCUCAUACUUCUCAUACCAAGUCUCAUGCGAAAAGCACCGCAUUGGUGGGUGGCGUUGCUAUGCAGGCUGCAAGAUUGGGUGAAACUACCGAGGCUGGUGUGCCAACGAGUAUUCCGAAGACACCCGAUAUGGCUGGAGUCGCUGGGGGUGAUCCAUAUCAGUGCAAUGUUUGCCAAAAGACAUUUGCAGUACCCGCAAGGCUGAUUCGACAUUAUCGAACCCACACUGGCGAAAGGCCUUUUGAAUGUGAAUUUUGUCACAAGCUUUUCAGCGUAAAGGAAAACCUUCAGGUGCAUCGCCGCAUACACACCAAAGAACGACCGUACAAAUGUGACGUUUGCGAACGAGCAUUCGAGCACUCGGGCAAGUUGCAUCGGCACAUGCGUAUCCACACCGGCGAGCGACCACACAAGUGCUCCGUCUGCGAGAAGACCUUUAUUCAAUCCGGACAGCUGGUCAUUCAUAUGCGAACACAUACCGGAGAAAAACCUUAUAAAUGCCCGGUUGAGGGCUGUGGCAAGGGAUUCACCUGCUCCAAACAGCUCAAAGUACAUUCGCGUACUCACACGGGCGAAAAGCCUUACCAUUGCGAUAUUUGCUUCCGUGAUUUCGGUUACAACCAUGUUUUAAAGCUACAUCGUGUGCAGCAUUACGGAUCCAAAUGCUACAAAUGCACGAUUUGCGAUGAGACGUUUAAGAGCAAAAAGGAGAUGGAGGCGCAUAUCAAAGGUCAUGCCAAAGAAUUUCCAGAUGAUGAUGACGAUGCUGGAGCUGUAGCUGGAUCAGCACCGACUAGCAAGAACGGGCAUAUCGGUAAUUCUACAUCGAGCAGCUCGUGUGGUGAAGCUAUAUCAGCGCCUGGUUCACCUAUGUCACCAGCCACCUCCACAGCCGCUAUCGCCAAAAGACGAAUAAUAAAAGAGCAGCGUAUUGGAGCACCGUCUCUUAGAACAACCUCUUCCAUUUUACCCAAUCCAGCAUCACCCAGCUCCCCUCAGUCUACACUGUCGUCCGGCUCAUCGAUUGCAUCUGCGUCACGUCUCUCUACAGGUUCACCAGAAUCUUUGCCCACAUCGCCGCCGAUUGCGCAUGCUUUAGAAAUAGAUCACCAUAGUCGAGACAGUGGGGUGGUUAGCGCCAGCAAUAAUCGUCAAUUAUCACUUUCCUUAUCCGCUGUAAAUUCAAAUGAAUACAAUGCACAGCAGUCCGUUACUUUCAUAAUUGAAGAAUUGCCGACAGACCUAAGCAAGCAGCACAUACAACAACAAUUGCAUCACUCAGCCGCUACAAUAUUGUAUCAAGGCAAUCAGAUACAGAAUUCAUUAAACUAUCCAACCACAGCAGCUCCAUCGACUUAUAGUUACCAUCAGCUGCAGCACCGCAGAACAGACUUAGAUGGGUCUGUGAUGGAACCGCCCACUAUCAAUCCAGCUUUGCUUGAAGCAGCAUCAAUUGUGAGACAACUCGACAUGCUAGAUUCCCACCGCGAAGAAGAAACUGGGAAUGCGGCAGUAGCGUUAAAUCAGCUACAAAGCAGUAAAAAUCAGCAGCAGCAGCAAAAACAUUUAGAAUAUCAAAAUCGACAAGAACUUAAUUCAUCUGAGUAUGAAAUCCAGAGAUCGUCAAAUACACCAACGACUUCGUAUGCAUCCCAACGCCUGUCGCUCAGUCACGAUCUAUCCCAAUACGAUGAUACACUGGAGGCAAACGAAUUGAUUGAACAUUACAAGCGGGGUGAGCUCGCGCGACAUGGACUGCACAAAGGAUAUGCGCCGGUGCCUAAAUUUGAACCUUCACCACUCAACAACGAGAUUGUUCGCCAAGUGGAGGCGGCGAUAGCGCCACUGCGAUCUUCAACAGAAUCACCCGAACGUUCAUCAUCUCCCGAGAGCGAUUCUAUGAUGAUGGCCGAUCGCGAUGUAAUGACAUUACCGUUGCGCAAACGUAAGCUUUACAUGCACGAAGGAUCGCCAAUCGCUGCAGCAGCUGUUAAUGUCUCUACACGAGAUAUUGAUAAUGCGUUAAGUCACAUUGCACCGACAUCGGGCAACAGUGAAUCGAAUCAUGCACUUAGCGCCACGGUUAGUGCCAACCAUGAAAACGGAGCAAAGGUGAUGCGUAUGAGUUCGGUUAUACAGUUUGCCAAAGCCUCAUAAUUUGUCAGGCGAUAGAAAAGCUUUAUUAACGAAAACAAUUAAAGACUGUUUCAAAAAUAUUUGUAUUUAAUGCCGCAAAAUAACAUUGCUGAUUUUAAAUACGCUGCGCUAGAUUAUAGAUUAUCUGUACGGUUCAGAUUAAAUCCAAAAGUCUAUGUAGAUGCUAAUAUUGAAAAGUAUUAUUUUUAUAUAUGUAUAUAUUAGGAAUGUUAUCCCGGACUUUUUAAGGAUUACUUGGCAAGAAUC